CGGUAUUCGGAAAAUUGUAUAUUUCAGCGGUAAACAAACUUUAACUCGAACGGAAAAAAGUUAUUCACAGCAAUAUUUUAAUAAUUAUUAUGGAUCAUUUCCAUUGUUUUGUUGGAACUAAUUAAUAGUUCUGUAUGGGUGUCUUAAAUAUUCUUUCCUAAGGAUUAUGUAAUGAAUGUAAAGUUUGAUGAGUUUUAUUUGAAAUUAUGACAAGACCGAGCAGAUCAAUUCUUUGCAAUGGUCACAUAAAUCAGCUCAUACAGGAAGACGAUAUUAUGAACUAUAUUGUUGAAAUUUGCAAGGAAUUAGUAAAACAAAAAUGUAAGCAUCAUUCUUGAAAGAAUCAGUAUGGCGUGGACAGGCACCGCAGAAUCGUGUGGAAACAGCAUCACAGAGUUGUUUAAACACCUGUGUACUCUCCACUGUGCUAGGGACGAUCACAAAUUAUCAGUACACAGACCAAAGACCUCCAGGUCCAACGUCCAGCGUAAGGCUGUCAGAGCUCUCUAUGAUGUUCUGUUUGAGUAUCAUCUGGGAGAUCUCAAGAACGAUAAAAGACUUGACAUGUUUCAUUCCAUGACUCCUGAACUGUGGCUGUAUGAGUACAUACAUGAUCUACGCAGAGAACGACAGUUCGACAAAGCUGACAGAUUGGAGGAAUUGUUCAGUAGCCUUAAGAAUGAUAAAGACAUAGACUUAUCGGACAUGGACUCCAUUUUGACAAUUUUACUUCUGCUUGCUGACACUUCCAUGAAGCGGCCCACACAGACCAUUGGACAUGGGGAUCAGUAUCUCCCAGUUGUUGUGUACAACAAAAAGAAUGACAGCCAUGUUCUGCCUCAAGGUCCGUCGCUGUACCGAGACACUGUGACCUACAGGCCUGACUCCCCCCACUACAUGCAUUAUCCAAGGAGUUUGUUUGAAGGAGAACCACUAACAGACCUGGGAUAUUUAUCAAUGGAUAGUUCUCUAUCUGAUGAUAUGGACAUUUCAUCCAAGGGCUCACUAUUUGGGGGAUUGGCUCAACCAAAGCCAAUUGCUUUGAAUGACAAACUAGAAUUGCCAGAUUUUCCUGAAAGUGGAAUAUUUGAGAUACACAUUCCACGACGAAGAGAGAGACAGCCAUUACCAGACACUCUUGAUAUCUCAGUGACAUCCAGCGGUUUUAUAUCUAAUGUCCAGCUACGACCGAGUACCGCUCACUGGGAUGAGUGUCUGAACGUAUCACAAAGUCAGUUCUUCACCUGGGACAAGCGGGGAAGGCGCGGUCCCACUGAGAGGCCCUACAUGACAGAGCUAGGACCGCGUGGGGUCCAGGAGUGGUGCCACAUGAAGCGUCGGGAACUGUGUGUGUUUUCCCCCGAUCUCCAGCCACCGCCCAUUAGGAGGUUCACCCCGGGGCAGGUCACACAGGACCUCCUACACCUUAUGAUUGGCAUCCCCUCACACCUAUUUGUCAUCAACAAGGAGCUACAAACUUUUCGUCUUGGAGAUGGGUGUGAACUUCAUGGACUUACACCAGAGGCAUUCCAGAAUCUGGUCUAUGACUUUAUCGACUGUGGAACACGAUACUGUCGUUUGCGGGCUUUCUGUGCCUCCUGUUCUCUGUAUAACGGUGGGCUGAUAUUCCAGGCGUUCCUGGUGGCCCUGAACCGCGUGCUACACCACUACACAGCUGUGGUCCUCUCUAUCAGUGGCAGCCUCAGCAUACUCCAUCUGAAGUUCCUAUGUCACAACCUCUUCAGUCAAAUAAAAUAUUUGUCCACCCUGUGUCGCUGUGAGCAACCUGUUGGAAUGCAUCAACUGGAACAAUUUCCAAAGGGCGUGGAAUUGUUGAGUUAUUUGUACCAAGAGACGACCGAGUCCAUAAACACAGACAACUAUCCCAUGAUGCUCUCAAUCCUACAGACUUCCUGUGGUCCCUACAACUUGUUUGUGAAGGAGUGGGUUUAUCAUGGAGUUCUUAACGACAUUUACGGGGAGUUUAUGAUCACAGUCAAUGAUGACUAUCUACGAUUCAGAGACAAGCACUACUGGAGUCACAGCUAUACGAUGACGGACAACGAUGUGGAGUUUGUUCCGGGAUUCCUCCAUAAUUUAGCCAGUGAUAUUUUUAUCUGUGGAAAGUCCCUUAACCUUCUCAGGGCCUGCUCACCGGGUCAUUUUCUGUGUCGAGUGAAGGAGAUGGAUAUACCUCGAAUCUCUCUCACAUUUUCGGAGGAUGAGCUGCGUCACACGAUGACCCAGUGUCAGAUGUACAUCAGUAAGAUGAAGCAGAUUGCCAGACAACACACCUUGUCCAGAGAAGCACAGGAAGAGCAGGCAAAGGAGAGGAAGCGCGAUCUGAUGAGGAGAGCCAAAGCAGCGGCCAUACAGGAAGUGGAGCGAAUACAGGAAGCAAUAAUGAAAAACCGAACACUAACUGAUGCCAAGAAAAGAGAGCAGUUUACCAUUUUAAAGAAACAAAUGGAAAUGGAUCUCAUGAGACGAUCCAAUGCUGUGGAGGAAGAAAAGAACACAGACAAAGAGAGGAUGGAGAUGUUGAUGAUUCAGGAGAGAGAGAUGACAGAGAAAGAGAAAGAACUGGAAGAUGAGGCCAGAGCUGAGAUCAUCAACUACUAUGCCAACUUGACAAAGGAGGCGACCUUGAGAGAAGAGAGAGCCAUGUGGAAGAUCCGACGGGGGAUGCUCGAUCAAGCAAGACAAGACUUCCUGUCAGAGGAUGAGCAGGCAUGGAGGGAUGAAAUGGAGGCCAACCCAGAGGGCAGAAAGAUAGACCGAGCAUUGUGGGAGGUCGGUAGAUCAGAGAAAGAAGAAUCGGACUUACCAAUGUGGGCGAGGAGAGUGAUAGCAAAGCCCGCCCCCAUCAUUCCUGCUGUCGAAGAACCGGAGGAAGUGGAUCUCCCAGCCUGGGCGGCAAGGAGAUUAUCAAGCAUUAAGGCAGAAAAAUUGGAAGACACUGGGUCUGAGCUGCAGAGAGGAAGAAAAGUGAAUCUAGAAAGUGAGGAACUCCCAGCUAAACCAGCCAUCCAUGUCUUCCAUGAACAUCAUCCGUCCGAAGAAACUACAGUCAGUGAGCCUACCAGACCACACAUCCACAUGAUGUCGGACCGCCACGCUACUAAAGAAUCGGAGCCUGAAGAAAAGGCAAAGUUAGGAGUGAAGCUAUCCACCCAGAUGAGUGCAACCACAGAGACUGUAGCCAAAGAAUACAAACCUCAUAUGAAGUCUAACAAAGACAUGUUCUCCUCCAAGGAAUCAACAGCUACCAAGGAGGACAGCUUCCCCAAACGUAAAGUUCAAGAGGGGUCAGGAGUAUCGAGAGAGACCGAGGAGAAGGUGUGGCGGGUGAAGCUGGCCAGCCUCUACGGUCAUGUCAGUCAGCUGUCCAAGCAGGAAUUCCAGAUCAACAUCCCCCGACUGAAGAGACCGGAGGAGAUCUUCGCCUCCCUGGAGUCCGACUACAAGGACUACGGAAUCAAGCCCAGGAUCCGGAUGAGUAAGCACAUGUCGGCCACGCGGGAAUCGGAGGCCAGCAGUGGGGUCGUGCGGUCCGGGAUCAAGUUCUCCAAGACGAUGUCCUCCACUAGGGAGUCCGAGUGGGUGGAUGUGGAUCAGCUCCGACUGGAGAAGUUCAAGCAGCAAAACAUCCACGGCCACUCAUCCGACUCCACAGUACAGGCAUUGCUGUAUGGACCAAGAAUAAACAAAGUAGCAGAAGAUCAGCCAGAUAUUCCCCCAAUUCAGUGGACAUCUUCCAUCAAAUAUACACCUGUACCUUACGAGGAAAACUUUGAUAUGUGCUGUCAGCCUCCCUGUGUUGAUUUACUAACAAUGUCAUCAGGAAUGGUUUAUGGGGGACUGGGGGAUUAUGGGAUAUCUCAAAUGACAGAUGUGGGUGUGUAUGAUUACCUCCCCCUGACAGAAAUCAUGGAGAGGUCUGUGGUGGAGCCACUUGUCUCGCAGAUCUCUCUGGUGAAUGAGACUUUGUUGAACUACUUCUUUGUGGAACUACGCCUGAUGGAUCACCUGAAGACUCUCAGGCGUUACCUCCUAAUGGAAAACGGUGACUUUGCUCAGAUACUCAGCGAUAUGUUGUUUGAAAAGAUAUCCAUCAGUCUGAGCGCCCGGGAGAUGUUGACCCCACUCUUCCUUAAUGGUGCCCUCUCCAAAGCCCUCAAGUCCUCUAUUCAGACAGAUGAGAAACUGGCUGAGAACCUCAGCUUUGCCUUCAAGUACCCUCCGGGGCUGACCCCGCCAGCAGGUCGAUCCAUUCUUGACUGUUUGGAACUUCGAUACCUAGUUGCCUGGCCAGUGAACACAGUGAUUACAGAGGAGUCCAUCAACAAAUACAACCAGAUCUUCUCCUUCAUGUUGCUACAGAAGCAGACCGUCUGGGUCCUGAAGGACGUGUGGCACCGACUGAAGCGAGCAGCUCUCCUUCACAAAGCUGGAAAUGCCUCUCAGUUCAGACGGUUGCAGCUCUACAGACAAGAGAUGCAGCAUUUUGUUCGAGUGAUGCAAAGCUACAUUGCACAUCAAGUUAUUUUUGUGACCUGGAACGAGUUUAAAGCUUCCCUGAAGACAGACUUAAACAAUCUGGACGACUUGAUUAAAAUUCAUGAUGACUACCUAAACCGUGCCAUAUUCAGAUGUCUGUUGAACACAAAAGCCGCCAAGGUGAUGAAGAUAAUCCGGGACAUGUUUGGACUGAUCCUCCAGUUCCGUACUCUCUUAGUGGCUGCUGAUUGGACGCGGGAUAAAACCACUGGAGAAAUGUCUCACGCAAACUUCAACCAAAUGCUUAAGUGCUUCCAAAACUUUAAACAGUACUCGGUAUUCCUUUUUAAAGUGAUUAGUAAACUGGUGAAGCGUGGCUACCAGUCCCAUCUUCAAGACUUCCUAUUACGUCUGAACUUCAACGACUAUUACAGAGACAGCUAGAAAUGUCUACUAAGUAACUUCAGUGACUAUUAAACGACUAUUAUAGAGACAGUUAGAAAUGUCUACUAAGUAAUUUCAGUGUCUAUUACAGAUCGAGACAGUUAGAAAUGUCUACUAAGUAACUUCAGUGACCAUUACACUAUAUUUGUUUAAUCAAUUAUAGAUUAUACAGUUGUAAAUGCACAACAUUUAUGUAAAUAUGAUUGUUCAAUUAAUAUAAAUAAACAAAUAAAUUAAAA
This is a messenger RNA of Magallana angulata, 5183 nucleotides long. RefSeq names its product gamma-tubulin complex component 6-like. The transcript has 30 exons. Gene Ontology annotation, cellular component: centrosome; spindle pole; gamma-tubulin complex. Gene Ontology annotation, biological process: mitotic cell cycle; cytoplasmic microtubule organization; spindle assembly. Gene Ontology annotation, molecular function: gamma-tubulin binding; microtubule minus-end binding. NCBI's taxonomy places the organism in Eukaryota, Metazoa, Mollusca, Bivalvia, Ostreida, Ostreidae. Bases 349 to 4944 code for a protein of 1531 amino acids. The record is from RefSeq and is a predicted model, not a curated record.